Messenger RNA from Echinostoma caproni, 1797 nucleotides. NCBI's taxonomy places the organism in Eukaryota, Metazoa, Platyhelminthes, Trematoda, Plagiorchiida, Echinostomatidae. The record is from the annotation of a GenBank genome assembly.
AUGCCUUCAGUUCGUUCCCAGUUAGUCCGUCUGGUUAAUCAUGGGCUCCAAAUGGUUCUCUUUGGCGCAGUUCUGGUGGGCAUCUUUAUUCCCACAAUCCCCAGUUGGUUGCCCUGUUUCCUUGGAGAUACCGGAGUUGCUGCUUUGCAAUUCUCCGACUCACUUCGUCCCACACCGGCCCUGCUUGCCAAAUCCAUGCCAAUCACUUACACCGUGGACGAGAACACACCAAAUUUGACCAUUCUCGGUCGACUUGUGGAUUCCAUACGACCCCGACCGAGCCCAGAUUGGCGAUACACGAUCCCACAGAAUCCGUAUUUCGAUCUGUUAUCAGACAGCUCAUUAAGGGUGAUCGGUGCACUAGAUCGCGAUGAGAACCGACAAUUGUGCACCGAGCCUGGUUAUCCACAGCAGUGUGUAUGGACUAGUUUUGCUGUGACCGGAAGUGGACAGUAUAUUGGAUUACGCGUUGUUAUCAACGAUUUGAAUGACAACGUACCAUCAUGGGCUGAACAAACAAUCACCAUUCAUGUGACCGAGGAAUUGCAUGACACAUUCACAGCCGAACUACCAGUGGCCAAAGAUCCCGAUUUAGAUAAAAAUGGAAUACAGGGAUACAAACUACAAACCGAAUUAGAUGACGCGGAACGAUUCGAACUGAUUGUCAAAUCCAGCACAAUCAAGUCUGGAGCGAAAUUGCCCAGUGGUGAGACUGGUGAGACCGCAAUGUCUUCCAGGUUUAAGUUAUUUUUACAAGUGCUCAAACCGUUGGAUCGUGAGACUCAGCCGCGGCAUAAUUUAACCUUGCUUGCAUUUGAUGGCAGUGAACCGUAUCAUACCGGACGAUUGAAUAUUAUUGUGGAAGUAAGUGACGAGAACGAUCAUAGCCCGCAAUUUACCAGUCUGGCUUAUACAGCGAUAGUGUCUGAGGACGCUGGUGUGGGUAGUGUGAUUGCUUUGCAGGAAUCUACGUAUGACACGAUUCGACAAUCCGAUGCUUCUGGUUUGACCCCAUCUGGCUAUUUGGAAGCAGGUAGUCAGUUGAUGGCCACCGAUCGAGAUGUUGGCCCGAACGGACAAAUUCACUACGAAUUUGCUGCAUCCACAGAUCCACAAGUUUUGGAAUUGUUCACUUUGGAUUCCAACAGUGGCCUAAUUCGAGUAGCAAAACCCCUGAGUUAUGAUAUUCGCCCGACUGGAUGGAAAUUCCAAGUACUGGCCAAAGACGGGGGACGUCCAGCAAGAUCUAGUUCCGCCACAAUACUCAUCCAGUUAAAAGAUGCUAACACCCACGGUCCCGAUAUUAAGACACGAUUACAUCAACCUAAACUGUAUAAUCAGUUGAUCGAACAACGUGGUCUGCCACGAACACCGAUCGACCAACUGGGUAAUGUGAUCUACAUUCCGGAAAACACUGCACCUGUUCAGGAACCUCUGGCUGUGUUCACUGUGGGUGACAAGGAUACGGGAGCCGGGGGUGAAUUUGAUUGUUCCCUGACCGAUUCCGAACAUCAGGCCAGUUCGACUGGCGCCGAUCGGUCAGUUGACUUUCGAUUGAAUUUCACCGCCAAUCUACCCAAUUGGAAUGUGUACAGCCUGUAUGUGGUCCGGUCCAUUGAUCGUGAAGUGGCUCCCGUACGGGAAUUGGUUGUGACUUGUACAGACCACGGUCAACCGCCCCGGAGCAGUUACGAGAAACUUAAUGUGAUCCUUGUCGACGAGAAUGACAACUCACCCAAAUUCAGCCAGAGUAAAUAUCAGCUGCAUGUAAGUCAGUCCACAUGUUCUCUUCAGUGA